Molecule: messenger RNA, 1134 nt
Organism: Emiliania huxleyi CCMP1516
Lineage: Eukaryota; Haptophyta; Isochrysidales; Noelaerhabdaceae
Exons: 2
Coding region: 1-1134 (377 amino acids)
Biological process (GO): protein phosphorylation
Molecular function (GO): protein kinase activity; ATP binding
Source: RefSeq, a predicted model, not a curated record
AUGCCGAAAAGGGAGCGAUCCGCGGCGCAGGCACGCGCUGAGGCCGUGUAUAGACGCGCCAAUCCGGAUGAUAGGGGCGAUCGGGGCCGUGACCGCAGGGCCGAGAAGGUCGAGUACAGACGCAGACUCAAGAAAACGAGAGCGGAGGCCGCCGCCCUCGCGGUGCCUAACGCUGCUCCUGCGGCUCUCGUUCCCGUCCCGAUUCCGUCUACCGUCCCUCGGCCACGGGCCCUCGGCCAGCACGGCAGGGGCCACCUGCUCGUCGCGAGGCAGCCGAGCUUGGCACUUCCGCCGCCCCUCGCCGCUCUUCCACCUACAAUUGCUCCUCGCCUCGUCGCUCCGAUCCCGCCUUUGGCGCCGACCGCGAGCCGGUACGGCGGCCUCGCCCUGCGCGACAUCGCCUUUGGCAGCAGCCAGGGUCGCCUCGGCAAGGGCGGCCAAGGCACCGUUAGGCUUGGCCGCCACUACGGUGGUCGUCUCGCGGUGAAGCAGCCGCUGCGCGCGAGCAGCGCCUUCGCCUCCGAGUGUCAGAUCGCGGCAGCACUACACCAUGAGAACAUCAUCUAUGUGAUGGGCUUUGCAUGCGCCCCGCGCGAGACGCCGUUCCUCGCUCUCGACUAUGCCGACGCAGGGACUCUGGGAGAUUUGUUGAUCGGGGAUCAGAGGGGCGAGAGCCGCUCCCUCGGCGUGCAGAUUGCAAGAGCAAUGUCGUACCUGCACACGCGAUCUCCCCCCAUCGUGCACCUUGACCUCAAGCCAUCGAACCUCUCGCACUCAGGCACGCCGGGUUGGCGGGCGCCCGAGCAGGUGCGGGUGGCCCGCGACUUUGCAGUCGUGCCGCUUUCGCGUGGCACCGACGCCUGGUCGCUAGGGUGUGUCCUGGCUGCGCUCGAGGCGCCGUCGGGCGUCUGCGACCCGUACCACUUCGCCACGGGCGACGCGCCAGGCAAGUGCGACUCGCGCCUCCGACACGAGCUCGACGCAAUCGUCGCGAACGGCUUCACCCGCCCGUGUGUGCCCGAUGAAAGCCGGCUUGCAGGUGUGGUCAGCGCGUGUACGCACGCCCUGCCUAGCGAGCGAGCGACGUGCGCGUGGGUGCGCGCCGAGCUCGAGCAGCUUCUGCUGCAGCCGUGA